AGAACUGUUGCUUCGGCGCAUAGUUCAGUAUGGAUCCAAACUAUACCGGCUACAGUUCAGCUCCGAAUCAUGAAGAGCUUCCCGCUGUUUCUUCCCUCUCAAUUUGCAUUCGCUUUUUUGCUGCUUAACUUGCUGCCCGGAAUAAUUGUCUCCAGUAGCGCCAAGAUAAGUGAUAGCUGGCACAAAUUUAGAUGCUCAAGUGAUGAAAAGUGUCUUCGAGUGAACGUCGAAUAUCUGGCGAAAGAUGAAACUUAUUACGAUUCAUUGAACGAAUGCCGGCUUCUGUGUGGGGAAUACGGUGCAUUGUGGCCGAUUCCUUCCGGAUUGGUAGAGCGAGGGCAGAGCGUGGAAUCGUUUCUACCCCAAAAUGUGCGAUUUCGAUUGAAUCCUGCAAGUGCAAACGACCAAGUUCGUGAAUAUGUGGACGAAAUCCAACACAUUUCCAUAGCUAAUCUGUACCGAGAAUGUGGCCGGUACUGUAAUUAUAGUUCCGGAACGAUCGUGCAAGUAACGUUCAAAAUUCAAACGCCGGAAGUCACUCUCACAUGGUCGACUGACGAAUCUUACGAGAUUUCUAUCGAAACUCAAAACGGAAUUGUAGGAGUGACCAUAGUAGCCAAUACCGUGUUCGGGGCACGCCAUGCUCUGGAAACCCUCUCGCAACUGACCACGGCCAGAUCCUAUCCGGAUGGAAGCUCCCUCAUCAUUCUGUCCUCAGCCUACAUUCAGGAUGAACCUUCCUAUCCGCAUCGGGGAUUUCUCUUGGACACGGCCAGAAAUUACAUCUCUCCGAAAGCCAUCAAGCGGCAACUGGACGGAAUGGCUUCGUGCAAGCUGAACGUGCUCCAUUGGCACAUUACGGAUUCGCAAAGUUUCCCCCUACAGUUGGUUAGUUUUCCCCAGGUGACGCGAUUGGGGGCCUACUCGGAGCACCAGAUCUAUACGCAAGAUACGGUCCGGGAAAUUUUCCAGUACGCACGCUUCCGAGGCAUUCGGGUUAUCCUAGAAUUUGAUGCACCCGCUCACGUAGGAAACGGAUGGCAAUGGGGUCCCUCGGCCGGACUCGGCGAUCUGGCUGUUUGCAUCAACGAGCAACCGUGGCGGAAACUGUGCAUCGAACCACCCUGUGGCCAGUUCAAUCCGGCUAAUCCCAACCUUUACAAUGUACUCCGAGAAGUCUAUGCCGAUCUGGCCGCACUCAUUUCAACCCAAGAUGAUCCGGGGGCAAUUCUGCACAUGGGUGGAGACGAGGUGUUUUUCGGCUGUUGGAAUGCUACGCAGGAGAUUGUCGAUUAUCUGGCCCGGAAGGAUAAAAAUCGAACCGUGGAUGAUUUUCUAGAUUUGUGGGGAGAGUUUCAGGAAAAGGUAUUGAACUUGUGGGAUCAAGCCCGAGGUAAUGCAACUCCUGUGCCUACGAUUCUUUGGACAAGCCAUCUGACGGAUCCUGCCGUGAUUGAGAAAUAUUUACCCAAUGAUCGAUAUAUUAUUCAAACGUGGGUUCCGAGCAGCCAGGAAUUGCCUAAAGAACUUCUGAAGAAGGGCUACCGGUUGAUCAUUUCUACGAAAGAUGCUUGGUAUUUCGAUCACGGAUUCUGGGGCCUGACCAGCUAUUAUCAGUGGAGGAAAGUGUACAACAACAAAAUUCUGAGAGAUCAAAAAGUCCUCGGAGGGGAAGCUUGCAUCUGGACGGAGUUCAUUGACGAACAUUCUUUGGAUUCUCGAACGUGGCCCCGUUUGGCAGCAGUGGCCGAGCGCCUGUGGUCCGAUCCUCAGCUGGACGCAUCGAAAGUGGAAGGACGUUUCUACCGACAUCGUGAGCGACUCAUAGCCCGGGGUCUCAAUCCGGAGGCAGUCACUCCCAGUUGGUGCGUUCAAAAUGAAUCGGAAUGCCAAUAGGAAAUCUG
Messenger RNA from Uranotaenia lowii, 1904 nucleotides. It is a transcript of the gene Hexo2, whose product is annotated as chitooligosaccharidolytic beta-N-acetylglucosaminidase. Gene Ontology annotation, biological process: ganglioside catabolic process; glycosaminoglycan metabolic process; carbohydrate metabolic process. The transcript has 4 exons. The coding region runs from base 70 to 1896 and encodes 608 amino acids. The record is from RefSeq and is a predicted model, not a curated record. NCBI's taxonomy places the organism in Eukaryota, Metazoa, Arthropoda, Insecta, Diptera, Culicidae. Gene Ontology annotation, molecular function: beta-N-acetylhexosaminidase activity. Gene Ontology annotation, cellular component: membrane.